This is a messenger RNA of Suillus subalutaceus, 3445 nucleotides long. RefSeq lists its product as uncharacterized. Bases 49 to 3288 code for a protein of 1079 amino acids. The record is from RefSeq and is a predicted model, not a curated record. Lineage: Eukaryota; Fungi; Basidiomycota; Agaricomycetes; Boletales; Suillaceae. The transcript has 10 exons.
CAGGGUUGUACUCAACAAGUACUCACAAGUAACUCUGGAUCCCUCAGAAUGUCGACAACGCCAGGAAAACCCAGAAUAUCAGGUAUUCCGACUCCUGGAAAGUCUAGCGGAAUCCCUACUCCAGGCAGAUUUCGUUCUUCAUCCUCCGCCAAUUCUCAACCCGCCUUUGACUCUGAUGUGGAAUUUAUGUCCCGUGCAUUCGCAAACGCGAUCAAGGCCAACGAUCCUGCACAACAUCGCGCCAGCACUACUUCGAAUACUUCCCCUUCGUCAUCUUCUCCAAAGUCAAGUUUGGCGACAUUGCAAUCAGGCCGUCGUUCUGUAACUGGUCGUCCUCCCUCAGUCGCUUCAACCUCUGCAUUUGCACAGAGCAGAACAAAGACUCCUGGACCACGCGCUGCAAGCAGACAAUCAGAUGUUUUUUACCCGAAACAGUACUUUGUGUGUCCUCCAAAUUGCGGUGUAUUCGUUGCUACUACGAAGCUUUCUGCCCCCACAAUGCCUUCUAGCUACCGGCCUCCCUCAGUCGCCUCCUCUCGCAGUGGUCGCAUAACGCCAUCCUUUUCUGGUAGAGUCACUCCCUCACAUUCACUAUCUUUUGGAAGUGGACGCAUCACCCCGUCCAACCUCUUUAGCCGCUCUAACGCUGGCACAACUCCUGCAGCUCGUAAAACAAAGCCAACUCCACAGUUAGGCUUGUCACAAUCGCCAAGACCUGGAUUAGACACUCAAAUUACCUCAGGUUCGAGGGCCUCCAAAUAUAUCGGUCUCACAGCCAAACAAUUGAAAGCCAAUGGCGACUGUACCUCAGAGUAUACUCUUCGUUCUCCAUCUUCGCCAUCACGCGGACCCCCAGCUGCUGGUGCUGCUCCUCGUGCUCCCAAUGUGUACAGCGGCGCACUCACCCCCGGUCUCAAAGGCCGCACUUCCCUAAACACCCCACGCCCAAGGAUACCCAGCGCAAUUGCUAUGCCACCUCCAGCCUCUCCUGCUCGAUCAGCAUCCUUUACGUCCACUUAUUCCUUGAAUGAUGGCCCCGACCUCGCACAUGAGGACCCAACAUCGCGCGUUCAGCUGCGUUCUUCGAUGGAUCUGACUGCUUCUUCACAGGCUUUGCAGGAUAAGAUUAACCAACUCCUCUUAGGGCAGUCUAUUUCGCCACCCAAGAUCAGUGGCGCCAGUCCAUCUCGGCCGUCCUCAGUUGCCUCCCUUCGAUCUGCUUUCCCCGACAAUGACUUGCAAAAGGACGCUCUGCAUUCUCGCCUAGAAUCUCUCGAGCGCGAGAAUGCUUCUCUUCGUGAUGCUGCUGAUGCGGCCCGUGCAGACGUCGCGCUAGUCCAAGCACUCGAAUCUGAGCGCGAUACAGCUCUCGCCUCUGUUUCCUCCACAGAGAACCAGCUCCGCACUCUCGAGCGUAAACUCACUGAACGAGAGUCGAAAAUUGAAUCUCUUGAACGCGCCGCGCUGAAAACAACUUCGGAACUAGAACGCAUCAAGAAUGAGAACGAGGCUCGUGUCGCAGACUUACAGGCCAAAUUUGGUACGAACGAGUCACUCGUCAAGAGUCUCAAAGAGGCAAUUGCGGUGAAAGAGGGCGUUGAGCAUGAUAGGGAUGCGCUACUUAAGGCUAAGAAUGACGAAAUCGGGCUUUUAGAAGGUCGAUUGGAGAAGGUGUCGGGUGAAUUAGAGGUGGACAGAAAAGAAUUAAACGCACAGAUUGAUGAGCUGCGUCAAGCUGGCCAGGAAACAAUUGCGUUGUACGAAGAACGUCUCAGUACGGCAGAUUCGCGCCAAUAUGAGCUCGAGGACCGGGUCGUGUUUCUCGAGGACCAAGUCAAGAAAGCCUCGACUCCUCUCUCUCCAAGCGCCGCCCUCCAACGCGCCACUUCCGCUGCUGAAAUCGACAACGAGAAUCUUCGCGAGCAAGUGCAACACUUGCAACGCAAACUUGCCACGCUGGAGGACUCUCUUGAAGAUGCUCAUGCGGUAUCUGAACGGGAGGAAGCUGCCGUGCGUGAGCGAAUCAAACGAUUCAAGGACAAGGAGGAUGUAAUGCGAAACGAACUCAGCGAGGGGCGCAAGACUGUUGAACAGGUUCUCAAAGCUGAGGCUCUCGCUAAAAGUCGCGUCGAAGAGGUCGAGGAGGCCUUGCGAGAAAGUACUCUUGCCCUCGAAAAUGCCCAGGCCGAAAUCGAAAAUCUGAGAUCCGAUGUAGCUGAGCUGGAAACAGACGGUGUUCCCGACUCGCAGAAACUCAAAGCUGAUGAGCGCACGCGCCUCACGGAGGAGAUUCAGGAGCUGCGUGACGAACUCAAUCAAUUGCGCUCAUCUGCAGCAGAAUUUGCAUCGGCCUCUUCAGCAGCUGAUGACGACACCAAUUGGCAAGCGAAGUACGAGCAAGUACAGAAGGAGGUGCUUGUUUUGCGCAAGGGUCUCGAGGAGCGUGCUACGGAGCUCGACACUAUGAAGAAGAGACUUAACCGCGACAUUCCUGUCAAUGGCAUCCAAGAGCCACCAAGGACACCAACAUCGUCUAAGCAGGAAUCUGCUGAAGUAAUGGGUCUCAAGCACAUUGUUCAAGACUUGCAACAAGAGACUUCAGCAGUAACUCAGCGAAAUAAGCUAUUAGAGUCUGAGAACAGACUCUUGAUGUCAGAGACAGAUCAACUUCGCCAGGAACUGAAAUUACUGGAGGAGAACAUCGAGCAGAGUUUGUUGCGUGAAGAGGCUGCUCUUGGAACGCACAACACACCGGCAUCUGGUGACGAGCAGACAGCUAGGCUGGAAAACGAACUGGAACAGUUGCGCAAGCGCUUAGCUGAAGCUGAGAUGAAGACCGCCCGUGUCUCACACGACGUAUGUGCCAGUCUCUCUUGUUAUGCCUUCCUAAUCAGUGUACAGCUGAAUAAAGAGAUCGGUGAGCUAGAGGCGCUUGUGGAGUCAAAGGAUGAACUCGAGCAAGAACUCGAGCGCCUCAAAGAGAAGUUGUCACGGAACAACAAGAAGUUGUCAAAGAAUAGCCUCGAACCAAUAGAUUUGCCUCCUCGCAGGCGUUCAUCCACGCCAAACAGCUUUAAUCGAAGUUCUAGCGAAGACGUCUGUGAGAUCUGUGAGAGACCGGGGCACGACAUCUUCACUUGCGACCUUUUACGGGACGACACGACCCCUUCUCGUGACCAAAACGCUGUCAAGAAGACGAAUGGAGAUCCGUCAGACUUAUUUUGCGUUGACUGUGAGGGGCACGGGCAUGUAGCUGCUGAUUGUCCACACUCAUUGGAUGUCUUCUAAUUUUCGUCGAACCUUUUUAUGCACCACUGUCGCUUUCUGUACCCCCUACCUACAUAACAUAUUUUCUGUUACAAAGCCACAGCACAUAGCACAUAAUCAUAUACCCUUCCCAAAAUGACGAGAAAGGCAAGUGUCUCCUAUGACGCAGUGAAGUGAC